Molecule: messenger RNA, 3394 nt
Organism: Oryza sativa Japonica Group (Japanese rice)
Lineage: Eukaryota; Viridiplantae; Streptophyta; Magnoliopsida; Poales; Poaceae
Product: plasma membrane ATPase 1
Biological process (GO): proton export across plasma membrane; regulation of intracellular pH
Cellular component (GO): plasma membrane
Molecular function (GO): P-type proton-exporting transporter activity; ATP hydrolysis activity; ATP binding
Source: RefSeq, a predicted model, not a curated record
AUUUCUUGCCGUUUUCUUCCACAUUCUUCUCUGCUGCUGGUGUCUCUUGUGGGCCGCGUGGAAAGCCACUCUCUCCUCCUCUUUGACCUCGCUAUCUAUCCAUCUACUGCAGUUUGCUCACUGGAAAUGUUUUUCGCGUAUAAAUAGCUGGGAGGAGAGGCAAGGGGACCGGAAAGAGUGCGAGAAAGAAAGAAAGGCGAGUUCUUUUUGGCAAGGGAGGGAGGGGGGGCACUCGUUGAGGGUGGGUUUCAGAGGUGUGGGAGGUCGCCUCCAUGGCGGAGGACAAGGGAGGCCUCGAUGCCGUCCUCAAGGAGUCGGUCGACUUGGAGAACAUCCCGAUCGAAGAAGUAUUCCAGAAUUUGAAAUGCUGCCGACAGGGGCUCACUUCCGAAGAGGCGCAGCUGCGCCUGCAACUUUUUGGUCCGAACAAGCUCGAGGAGAAGGAGGAGAGCAAAUUCCUCAAGUUCUUGGGGUUCAUGUGGAAUCCGCUGUCAUGGGUCAUGGAGGCUGCAGCUAUCAUGGCCAUUGCAUUAGCCAAUGGUGGGGGGAAGCCACCAGAUUGGCAGGACUUUGUUGGUAUCAUCACACUGCUACUUAUCAACUCAACUAUCAGUUUCAUUGAGGAAAACAAUGCUGGCAAUGCUGCUGCUGCGCUCAUGGCGCGUCUUGCGCCAAAAGCCAAGGUGCUCCGAAAUGGUAGUUGGACUGAGGAAGAGGCAGCCAUCCUUGUGCCUGGGGACAUCAUCAGUAUUAAGCUGGGAGAUAUCAUUCCCGCAGAUGCUCGCCUCCUGGAAGGAGAUCCUUUGAAGAUUGAUCAGUCUGCGCUGACUGGAGAGUCAUUGCCAGCCACCAAAGGUCCUGGUGACGGUGUUUACUCUGGUUCAACGGUUAAGCAGGGUGAGAUUGAGGCUGUUGUGAUUGCAACUGGUGUGCACACUUUCUUUGGAAAGGCUGCACAUCUUGUUGAUUCCACCAAUCAAGUUGGCCAUUUCCAAAAGGUUUUAACAGCUAUCGGGAAUUUUUGCAUUUGCUCAAUUGCUGUGGGGAUGUUUGUUGAGAUCAUUGUCAUGUACCCUAUCCAGCACAGGCCAUACCGCCCUGGGAUUGACAACCUAUUGGUGCUUCUCAUUGGAGGCAUUCCUAUAGCAAUGCCCACAGUCUUAUCUGUAACCAUGGCAAUAGGGUCUCAUCGCUUGUCUCAGCAGGGAGCUAUAACAAAGAGAAUGACUGCAAUUGAAGAGAUGGCUGGCAUGGAUGUUCUUUGCAGUGAUAAAACAGGAACUCUGACUUUAAAUAAGCUCACAGUGGACAAGAAUCUCAUUGAGAUUUUUGAAAGAGGAGUCACUCAGGACCAAGUAAUUCUGAUGGCUGCUAGAGCAUCCCGAACAGAAAAUCAAGAUGCUAUUGAUACUGCAAUAGUCGGGAUGCUCGCUGAUCCAAAAGAGGCACGUGCUGGUAUUCAAGAGGUUCACUUCCUGCCAUUCAAUCCGACUGACAAGAGAACUGCAUUGACAUACAUUGAUAGUGAUGGAAAGAUGUACCGUGUUAGUAAAGGCGCACCAGAGCAGAUUCUCAACCUGGCACACAACAAGACACAGAUAGAACGACGAGUCCAUGCUGUAAUUGAUAAGUUUGCAGAACGUGGACUUCGAUCACUUGCUGUAGCAUAUCAGGAAGUUCCAGAUGGAAGGAAAGAGAGUCCUGGUGGGCCAUGGCGCUUUGUUGCUCUCCUUCCACUCUUUGAUCCUCCAAGGCAUGAUAGUGCAGAAACAAUUCGAAGGGCACUUAACCUUGGUGUAAAUGUUAAGAUGAUCACAGGUGACCAACUAGCGAUUGGGAAAGAAACAGGGCGUCGUCUAGGAAUGGGUACAAACAUGUACCCUUCAUCUGCUUUGUUGGGACAGAACAAGGAUGAGUCUGUUGCUGCUUUACCAGUUGACGAUCUAAUCGAGAAAGCUGAUGGUUUUGCUGGUGUAUUCCCAGGUUUGUAUGCAAUCAAUUGCAGAAUAAAAACCAAAUGGUUGAAAGUCACAAAGAAAAAUAUAACUGUGAAGUUCUCUCUUUUCUCAGAGCACAAGUAUGAGAUUGUAAAACGUCUGCAAGCACGGAAGCACAUCUGUGGAAUGACUGGUGAUGGUGUAAACGAUGCUCCAGCCCUAAAGAAAGCUGAUAUUGGUAUAGCAGUUGCUGAUGCGACUGAUGCAGCAAGGAGUGCAUCUGAUAUUGUACUCACAGAACCUGGCUUGAGUGUGAUCAUUAGUGCUGUUCUUACCAGUCGGGCGAUUUUCCAGCGAAUGAAGAACUACACUAUAUAUGCUGUCUCGAUUACAAUACGUAUUGUGUUUGGGUUUAUGCUGCUUGCCCUUAUAUGGGAGUUUGAUUUCCCGCCAUUUAUGGUUCUGAUCAUUGCAAUUCUGAAUGAUGGUACCAUAAUGACUAUAUCUAAGGAUCUAGUAAAGCCUUCUCCACUACCUGACAGCUGGAAGUUGGCUGAAAUUUUCACAACUGGAGUUGUGCUGGGUGGAUACUUGGCAAUGAUGACUGUUAUAUUCUUCUGGGCUGCAUACAAGACCAACUUUUUCCCUAGGAUCUUUCACGUCGAAAGCCUUGAGAAGACAGCUCAAGAUGACUACCAAAAGCUUGCAUCUGCUGUAUAUCUUCAAGUUAGCACCAUCAGCCAAGCUCUUAUCUUUGUCACAAGGUCUCGCAGCUGGUCAUUUAUCGAACGCCCUGGCUUUCUACUUGUCUUUGCUUUCUUCGUUGCACAGCUGAUAGCUACAUUGAUAGCUGUUUAUGCUAACUGGGCAUUCACUUCAAUCAAAGGCAUUGGAUGGGGCUGGGCCGGUAUCGUGUGGCUCUACAAUCUCGUUUUCUACUUCCCGCUCGAUAUCAUCAAGUUCCUCAUCCGAUAUGCUCUGAGUGGGAAAGCAUGGGAUCUUGUCAUUGAGCAGAGAAUUGCGUUUACAAGGAAGAAGGAUUUUGGCAAGGAAGAGAGGGAACUCAAGUGGGCACAUGCACAUAGGACACUCCAUGGCCUGCAGCCACCGGAUGCGAAGCCCUUCCCAGAGAAGACCGGCUACAGUGAGCUGAAUCAGAUGGCGGAAGAGGCGAAACGGAGGGCCGAGAUUGCAAGGCUCAGGGAGCUUCAUACGCUGAAGGGGCAUGUGGAGUCAGUUGUGAAGCUGAAGGGCCUGGACAUUGAUACCAUUCACCAGUCCUACACAGUGUGAUAGACUCUUAUCUAACAAGAGUAAUAUGGUUGCUGCAGAGGAACUGUUUCGUUUCAUCUAAUUAGUAGUUUUUAUCUCCUCUCAGCUAACAUAAAUGUAAUCAACCAACAGUUCAUACAAUCUAUAAAUCAAAUCAUCAAAGGGGAUUGUUGAGAUUAUCCGUU